AAUCGAAACAGAAGCGAGGGGAAUAAAAGGGGGCGUCCUUCGCUUCGCUCAGGCUUCAGUCCGUCCAACCCCGCGCUUCUCAGAUCUAAUCAUUCUUUAAUCCAUUUACCUACAUACAGUCUCACAUGAGCACUCCCCGCUCCUCCGCCUCCUCCCCCGAUCCGAUCCCCCACAAAUCCGUAACCCUAGCACCCUCCCUCGGCAUGCGCGAUCCGGAGGAGGACUCGGACUCGACGCCGUCGCGGAUGUCGGAGGACGACGACUGCUCCGGCGGGGGAGGCGGCGGCGGGUGGACGCCGGAUCUGAGGGGCGGCGGCGGCAGGUGGGCGCCGCCGGACCAGGUGCUGGAGAUCGUGCUCGAGAGCGUGCUCGAGUUCCUCACCGCUGCGCGCGAUCGGAACGCCGCCUCGCUCGUCUGCCGCUCCUGGUACCGCGCCGAGGCCCAGACGCGCAGGGAGCUCUUCAUCGGCAACUGCUACGCCGUCUCGCCGCGCCGCGCCGUCGAGCGGUUCGGGGGCGUGCGGGCCGUCGUUCUCAAGGGGAAACCGCGCUUCGCGGACUUCAGCCUCGUGCCCCACGGCUGGGGCGCCUACGUUUCGCCCUGGUUCGCCGCGCUUGGCCCCGCGUAUCCCCGCCUCGAGCGCAUCUGCCUCAAGCGGAUGACCGUCUCCGACGACGAGCUCGCGCUCAUUCCCAGGUCGUUCCCGCUCUUCAAGGAGCUGUCGCUGGUGUGCUGCGACGGAUUUAGCACCCGCGGCCUCGCCAUCAUCGCCGAGGGAUGCAGGCAUCUCCGAGUGCUGGAUCUGACUGAAGAUUAUUUUCAUGAGGAGGAGAACGAGGUAGUGGAUUGGAUCUCCAAGUUUCCAGAGAGCAACACGUCGCUGGAGUCGCUUGUAUUUGAUUGUGUUAGUGUACCAUUCAACUUCGAGGCCCUCGAGGCACUUGUUGCACGGUCACCAGCUCUGCGUCGGCUGCGUGUGAAUGACCAUGUAUCGAUAGAGCAGCUGCGUUGUCUCAUGGCAAGGGCACCCCGUCUCACGCACCUUGGUACUGGUUCAUUCCGAUCUGAACCAGGCUCUGGCGGCACAUCAUCUGUGUCUGAGCUCGCCACCUCUUUUGCAGCAUCGAGGUCACUAGUUUGUUUGUCAGGUUUCUUGGAUGUCAAUGCAGAAUACCUCCCAGCAAUUUACCCAGUUUGUGCCAAUCUCACAUCCCUCAACUUUAGCUUUGCGAGCCUAACUGCUGAGGAGAUCAUACCAGUUAUUAACCACUGCGUCAGUCUUCGCACUUUCUGGGUUCUUGAUACAGUGGGUGAUGAAGGCCUUCGGGCUGUGGCUGAAACAUGCUCAGAUCUCCGUGAGCUGCGUGUUUUUCCUCUCGAUGCCACAGAGGAUUCUGAGGGCUCAGUCUCGGAUAUUGGUCUUCAAGCAAUCUCAGAAGGCUGCCGGAAGCUCGAAUCGAUUCUCUACUUCUGCCAGCGUAUGACAAAUGCAGCAGUAAUCGCUAUGUCUGAGAACUGCCCUAACCUUGUGGUGUUCCGCCUCUGUAUUAUGGGCCGUCACCGCCCUGAUCGGAUUACAGGGGAGCCCAUGGAUGAGGGUUUUGGGGCAAUUGUGAUGAACUGCAAGAAGCUCACUAGACUUUCAGUCUCUGGCCUGCUCACUGAUAAAGCGUUUGCAUACAUCGGGAAGUAUGGAAAACUAAUAAAGACUCUGUCUAUUGCCUUUGCCGGGAAUAGUGACAUGUCUCUUCAACAUGUCUUUGAGGGAUGCACUAGGUUGCAGAAGCUUGAGGUCAGAGAUAGCCCUUUCGGCGACAAGGGGUUGCUCUCUGGCAUGAACUAUUUUUACAACAUGAGGUUCUUUUGGAUGAACUCCUGCAGGCUAACCGCGAAGGGCUGUCGAGAUGUAGCUCAGCAAAUGCCAAAUUUGGUGGUGGAAGUAAUGAAGGAGCAUCCUGAAGAUGAAGGGGAGACAGAUACCGUUGAUAAGCUGUACCUGUAUCGAUCACUUGCAGGACCAAGGAAUGAUGCUCCAUCAUUUGUGAACAUCUUGUAGGAGUGCAAUUGAAGUAGUAUGUGUAUGGACAUGUUUGUGCUAUUAUUCCUGCUAGCUUGUAUUCCUGAUCAAGCAUAUUUUAGAGGCUCAGAAGCAGGGAUGGUGAAGUUUCCCGCGGAUGAUUUUGAAAAUGUCAUGGGUAAUAUGCACGCAUCGUUCAGUUAAGCAGAGCAUCGCUUAUUCUUUUCUGGGCUGAUUCCGUUGAGAUUUAACCUGUAUGGGAGCAGCCCAUGCGAUUUACCUGAUGGUGAAUGGAAAUCUGAGUUAUGACUGUCCUUGCCAGCAUCAGACUGAUGGCUUUGUGCACUAUAAUUGAGUAGUAGGAACUAAUUGCACAGGGACUGGCUGCUGGCCUAGUUAAAUUCGGCAGCAUAUUUUAGAUGGUUCAUGUGCCCUCAAUAUUCUCCGGACACUGAUGGUUUUGUCAUCUAUUUGUUCAAUUUAUCUGCUCACAUGAAGGAAUGACAAUGUUCCAUGAACAGUUGCCUUGUAAUCUCAGCUAUGAUAAAAUUUUCGCCUUCCCAUGUUUUUAGUGUCCUUUCCACAAGUUAAUUUUUGUUAAUCAUACUUGAUCUCACCUUCUGCUGUCAUUAAUCCAGAAGAGAUUUUGGUC
Molecule: messenger RNA, 2670 nt
Organism: Brachypodium distachyon (stiff brome)
Lineage: Eukaryota; Viridiplantae; Streptophyta; Magnoliopsida; Poales; Poaceae
Product: transport inhibitor response 1-like protein
Exons: 3
Coding region: 126-2057 (643 amino acids)
Biological process (GO): SCF-dependent proteasomal ubiquitin-dependent protein catabolic process
Cellular component (GO): SCF ubiquitin ligase complex
Source: RefSeq, a predicted model, not a curated record